Linum trigynum is the source of this 396-nucleotide messenger RNA. The record is from the annotation of a GenBank genome assembly. NCBI's taxonomy places the organism in Eukaryota, Viridiplantae, Streptophyta, Magnoliopsida, Malpighiales, Linaceae.
AUGGAGACCUCCUCUUCGAUCGCCGACAUCUCCUUUUUCGGCCACUCAGUCGCCAGCUUCGUCUUCCCCUUCAUUGCCGGUACUUCCUACGUCGGCGAUGGGUUCCUCAGGCGGCAUAGAGACAAGCUCGACCCGGCCACCCUCGUCCACAGCUCCGUCUCCCCGAGCUCGCCUCCCAUCUCCGCCGUUGCUCCUCUCCCAGGCAGCAUCUCCUCGCGCGACUCUGCCCUCUCAAAACACUGCUCCAGCGGACAACCGUCACCUCUGCCCGCUCCAUACUUCUUUUUUCUACGCGAAGAACCCUUCUCCGCCUCGACGGCUGGCGAGGCCUCCCCAACGAUUACCGUCGUCUCCCUCUCCGUCUCUGCUUCUCUUCCACGGUCAACGCCGGCAUAG